Megalobrama amblycephala (Wuchang bream) is the source of this 2975-nucleotide messenger RNA. It is a transcript of the gene and2, whose product is annotated as actinodin2. The transcript is spliced from 5 exons. The coding region runs from base 947 to 2524 and encodes 525 amino acids. NCBI's taxonomy places the organism in Eukaryota, Metazoa, Chordata, Actinopteri, Cypriniformes, Xenocyprididae. The record is from RefSeq and is a predicted model, not a curated record.
CACACCUGUAAGACCUUCGUUCAUCUUCAGAACACAAAUUAAGAUAUUUUUGAUAAAAUCCAAUGGCUCAGUGAGGCCUGUAUUGACAGUAAGAAAAUGAACACUUCCAGAUGCCCAGGAAGCUACUAAAGACAUAUUUAAAACAGUUCAUGUGACUACAGUGGUUCAACCUUAAUGUUAUGAAGCGACGAGAAUGCAAAAAAAUAAAAUGACGACUUCAACAAUAGUGAUGGCCGACAGUUUGAUAGUUUAACUAACCCUUUAAUUACAAAAGAUGAAAUACAAAAUGUAUUUUUGUUGUUGUAACAUAUUGCAGUCAGGUUAGUCAUAUUAAAUAUUUUUAGAACAAACCUAAUUUAAAGAUUAUUUUACCUGUCAAAAUGUUUGUUAAAGUGCAGUACAAGAAUAAGUCUAUUAAAAAUCAAUUUUUCGAUUAAUUUAUUAAAAAAUAUUCAGCAGAAGCAUAUGAAUAGAUAAUUACAUAGAGAUACACAGAGAUUCAGAACAAUGUUGCACUCAAAGAUAAACUGAUCUAUGUGAAAUGAUCACAAACUGAUUAUGUAUAUGGCAGAAUGGGGAAAAAAAGUCAAUGUUCAGUUAAAUUGUUUUUUCUUUGAUUACUUCUGCAUCCCUCCGGCUCCUUCUUCCAAGCUCGAUCUUGCUGCUUUUCUUCAUAAUUACAGGACUCUCAUUGGUCAAUGAGCUGAUUUUGCAAGAGCCAAUCCCAAAAAGGCUAACAGCAAGCUCCUGACAUAUGACAUGCCUUGUUGUUCUUAAUGAUCAUGGAGCUCCUUAAAAACGUUGCCAUCCACCACAGAAGCUCAGAGGGUUCGAAGGGGAGUCCAGGGGUUGUGUGAAGAGUUCAGUACGCCCCUUCAGAGCCCACCAGCAGCUUACGAGUAUCUCCAAACAUUUCUGCUGGAACAGGAUUCAAUAAUCAAGAAAAAUGGCCAGACUUACACUGUCUGUUAUGAUCUGUGGAAUGGCUCUUGCAACUGUCUUUAUGUCAGACUUUCUGAAUGCUGGUCCUGUAGGGCGCAAUGAAGAAGAGGGCGCCAUAGAGGGCGCUUCUGAGGUGAAGACAGACAGCAAGUCAUCACUGAAGAAGCUUGUCCGCAGCAGGAGGAAUGUUGCCUAUUACAGAAGCCAACCUGAUUUCUGGGGCUGGUAUAAAUACUUCAUGGAGACCCACAACCAGGAAGGAGUUGAGAACAUGGAUCGCAUGUACCUUGCUUACCUGCAGAACAAGCACAGAGUAGAAGACGGCCGCUCUUACAACCAUUACCUCACGCACCUGAGCGAAAUUUACAAAGCCUGUGCCAACUCCGACGACCCAGACUGCAUUGCAGAAUCCACCAGUAAACCCAAAGCCAAGAUUGUCAUGCCUGUUCCCGUGAGGCAAGCUGCUGUGACAGUGUGCAACCCUUACCUCGACCCAUACUGCCUCUAUGCUGUUAGACCAAAAGCUGCAGAAGAAGAGCCUUCACCUGCUCCGGCGAAGGUCCCUGCUCCGAUUCUGUCCCCUCUACUCCCUCUGCCUCUGAAAACCCCACCGGCUCACUACUACUACGCUCCGGUUCUGGAGCCUUUCCUGUCGGCUGAGCAAAGAGCAGAGCUGUUGCGUAUCUGCAACCCUUCGGACACUGAGUGUCUGCAGUAUCACCUGCGUGCUGCGUAUGGCUACAGGCCCUCGCUUGGCCCUCUGCCCUCUUACGCUCACCUUGGAUGUGAUCCUACCAAAGAUCCUUACUGCCAGCCCAAGCUGGUGGCCAGAUCACCCUCAGGUUUGUAUCACCUGUACCCCACCUGUAACCCGGCCACUGACCCCCUUUGCAUCACCAAUGUAGUUGCACCUGCAGCCCAAACUGCAGAGAAUGCAGAAACCCCCAAAGACAAGUUUUGCAACCCUUUGUUUGAUGAGGGCUGCAACCCCCUUACAGCUGCCAAACUAGCUGCACUCAAUAAGCCUGUCUUGGAGUAUGCUCCAAAAGAUGAGCCUGCACCUCUCAACCUGGCCUGCGAUCCUCGUUACGAUCCGUAUUGUCUGAUUGGUGGAGCCGCCACUCUCAGGAAACCCCCUCCAGCUCUCCCGGAGUUCCAGACCCGUCACCGUCUGGGCGUCCGUGGGAAGACCAAGGAAGGAUAUGACUGCUACGUGUUCUACGAUAAGGACUGCACCCCGGUGGAGAACCAGGAGUUGAGGGCCAGUGCUGCCAGUUCUAAACCUGACUGCCACCCGUACGACCCCAACUGUGGUAGGUUUGCCGCUCAUCCGUCCACUCGAGCAGAGGCAGCCAAGACGGUCAAAGAUGGCAUCAUUGAGCCCCAUCCAGACUGUGACCCAGAAAUCGAUUACAACUGCCGUCUGCGCAGGGCAGAAUCCACAGGUGAAGAACACAAAGAUGAACCGGCACAGCAAGAACAAGGUCACAGCAACCCUUUCCCUGAACAUGUGGCUCCUGAGUAUCCAGUUCCACGAUUCGAGGACUUCCUGAGAGGAUAUAUGGGUGGCUACAAGAAAUGAGAAGAAAAAAAUGGAUCAUAACUAACAAGUUCAAUCAUGCUUAUACAAAUUUAGCACAAGUUUAGGUCUAUGCAAGAAAAGCAAUUCAGGGUAACUCAAGAAUAAUUUUUGUAUUGAUGUUUUAGAAGCUCUAGAGAUUAACAUUUCAUUUUGUCUGAAAUGUCAUGCUGGGAAACAAAUCAAUAGAUUUGGGGGUUUUGUUAUUGGUAAUGUGAAGCAAUAUACAGUAUGUAUUUAUGUAUUAUAUAGUGUAGGAUUAGGGUAAUGGAAUAUGACUUUAACUGAUACUUAAAUCUGUAUGUUACCUUUUCUUUAGUUUUGUUAUCUGAUCCUUUUUAUAUAUAUAUAUAUAUAUUUAAUGUAGCUCCAACGACUUUGAUAAAAACAAUGUCUUUUCCCUCAGCAUGUUAUGCUUCAUUAUUUCAAUAAAAAAUAAAUGACUUGAAAUAAA